Molecule: messenger RNA, 7138 nt
Organism: Exaiptasia diaphana
Lineage: Eukaryota; Metazoa; Cnidaria; Anthozoa; Actiniaria; Aiptasiidae
Product: myosin heavy chain, cardiac muscle isoform
Exons: 21
Coding region: 129-5816 (1895 amino acids)
Biological process (GO): microtubule anchoring at centrosome
Cellular component (GO): centrosome
Molecular function (GO): calcium ion binding
Source: RefSeq, a predicted model, not a curated record
UUGUAAAGAAUGAGAAAAGAUAUGGCAGAAAAUCCAAGCCUGAUAACUCAUAUUCUGAAGACUUAUUCUCUGGCGAUGAUGAAAGUCUUGUUAGCAGUCGACCUGAGAGUCGUACAAAUACCACAGUUAUGACAAAUGGUAUUAGUGAUGUCAGUCAUGAUGAGGAAACACAUACCAAGGAAAGAGGGAAAGUGAACAGAAAAUUGUCAAGUAGAAAAAGCAGUUUGAGAAACAGUAUCCGCAGACAUAACUCAAUAAGAUGGCAGAAGAAACCMAGUAUAGACAGAACCACAUCACAUGAAGAGAUAGAAAUCCUKGAAGCAAGUGGAGAAAUGAGAUCAACUCAAAGUCCUGUUAAUAUGAACUCAGGAUAUGCAUCACCAGAGCCGUCAGAGGAAGAGCAGCUCAGAGCAAUAUGGAAUGAGGUACAUGUUGGCGCUAAUGGCUUUCUUGACCGUCAUGAACUAGCACUYGUKUGUGAACACAUUGGAAUGGAUUCUAUGAAUGAUCAGGAAAUAACACURCUUUUUGAAGAGCUUGAUGAAGACAAUGAUGGUAAAGUAAGCUUUGAUGAGUUUUUGAAUGGACUGUUUGCUGCUAAAGAUCAUUACAAUAGUCAAGAGAUSAUAGAAGAAGAAAUCAUUGAUUUUCAACAAUCUACACCUUACUCAAAAUCACCUGUAAGUGGACUACCCUCACCUGGAAGACGUAAGAAUUCACAGAUUUCAAGAAUAGAUGAUUUAUUUUUAUCAAGAACUGGUGCCUCAUCUAGCUUUGAUCUGCUGACAAUUUUGGACCCAGAAAAUACAGGGUUUGCAAAGGUUGAAGAUAUWAGAGAUUUAUGGUCAGCACAAGGACUAGAUGAUGCUGUUGAAGUACUUAAGCACAUGGAUGUGGAUGCUGAUGGUAGAGUCAGUUUAAAUCAACUUACGAGCUUAUUGGAAAAUGUUAUUCACGAGCAAAGCGAUGGACUAUCAAACGCUGUGGUUGGUAUUUACAAACAUGAAGUUGUUUUCCUAAGAUCACAUUUAGACCAAAUGACCAACGAAAGAGACGCGUUAAAGGACAAUAUCUUKAAAAUAUCAGAAGAAAAAGAAAUGUUGAUAAAAGAAAGUGAAGACGCAACAAGACAACUGGAACGACUUCACGAAGGACGACUAAGGGAAACGGAAAGUUCAUUUUUGGACAAGAUGCAAGUGCUUCAGCAAACGAUGUCCGAGGAACGAAAUAAGGACCUACUGAAUGCCAGCCAACAUCGCUCAAUGCUCGAAGACUCGCUCAAAAUGACAAAAGGAGAAGAAUCUAGGUUAAGACAGAAACUUUCAGAYGCUGAAGARGAAAUUUUACGUCUCGAGAAGGCAUUAGCAGAAAGCCAGGAUAAAUUAAAUGAAGCUGAUGUCACUCGAGACCGACUUGAGAAAGAGUUAGAUUCCAUGUCAGAUCUUUCUGGAAGGCUUGCKGACUUGGAGAAACAGCAACUGCUGAAACAACAACAAAACAGAAAUGCUAACAAGGGCGUGAGAGAGCUAGAACGAAUAAAUAGGGAACUUCGCGACGAGAACGACGAGCUCCGACUUCAAGUCGAAGGUCUCAUAAAUCAAGUCAACACUUCGGUUAAACGUCGGCCGAGCCAUCGGAAACGACAAAGCGGCGAAAAGGGAGUUCAUAGAGUGGGAUCUGUACUYUCCGACUACACGAAGCCCACRAUUAUUCGACGAAAGAAAGACGGAGGAUCUUCGGAAGAAGACUCKGAAGACGAGGAGGAUCAAGUGGACGGUGACGAUCAAGACACGGAUGAUGAUAUAUCUGUUCCAUGGUCAAUCGAACAGAAUGAAGCUGAGAAGCAGAGCAAUCUCGAAACUAUCAAGAAACUUGAAGCAGAAAUCCUGGAGAAGGACUCAUCGAUAAGCGAACUUCAAGCCAACGCGCAAAACGAGCGACGCGCCAUGGAAUCCAAACUCAAAGAGUUAGCCGAUGAAAUUUCAGCGCAUGAGAAUUCCAUCAAAGAAAAAGACAUAAACAUCCAAAACCUGAAAAAUGAGAUUGAAACACUUCGAAGUAUACACGACUCCAAAGAAGACGGCGCUCAAAAACGAUACGAAACAGAGCUKGCGAAUCUAACGUCUCAGUUUACAGGAGAAAUGGAGCAGCUGCAGUUGUCUUUGGUACAAGAGAAGGAACAACUCGAACACGAGUAUCAAGAMAAGAUGAAAGAUAUGGAGAAGUCGUUUUCGUCUGAGAAGAAGCGAUUGUCGGACGACCUGGAGGGAAACUUCGCGCAAAUGAAAGAAAUGUUGAUUAAUGAGUACGAGAGCGAAAAGUCAGAAAUGGAAGAAGAACAYCAARGUGAAAAAGCAAUGCUUGAGAAAUUYUACAAGAGUGAAUUAGAGACYGCAAAGGAUAAAUUCGACGAAGAGAAAACCAAACUCAUCGAGAAAAUUCAUCUUUUAGAAGAAGAGAAUUCUGAGGGGGAGCUGAAAUUUCUCAAUGAAAAAGCUGCUAUGGAACAGCAAUUUAGGAUAGAAAAAGCAGAAUUGGAAUUAAGCUCCAGUAGUUCGAAGGCAGAGUUCAAUAAAAGUCAGCGAGAUUGGGCAAAUCUUCGSGUUGAGCUCGAGAAAGGCCACAAAGAGCAGAUCCAAGCUCUUGAAAAUGAGUUCAAAAGAGAAAGAUCAAAACGCGAUGAAGAAACGGAUAAUAAAAUCUGGGAACUUAAUCAAGCACAUGCCAAAGAGGUCGCAGCUCURAAGCAAAACUUUGACCAAUCAARAGCAGAACUCGAGCAAAAAUUUUCGCGCCAAAAAGCAGAAAUGCGCGAGUCGUUUACGCGGGARAAGARUGARAUGAUGCAGAAAUUCGAGAGAGAGCUUGCCGAGCAACGCGAAGCUCUCGAGAAAGAGUUCUGUCAAAAUCUWAAUGAACAAGAAGCUCAGCUUAGAAAAGGAUUCUUUAAAGAAAAUUCUGAAAUGGAGAAGAAUUUACGGGAAGAGAAAUAUCAACUUGAAGAGGAAUUCCAAGAAAAAGUUGCGGCAAGUGAAAUGAGCUUCCAAAAAUGGAAAUCUGAAAUCGAGGAACAUUUCACUGAAGAAAAAGCAAAAUUACUUCAAACUGCUGCGCGAGAGAAAUCAGAUAUUGAAAAUAAAUAUAAAGAUGAAAUUACUGAACUGCGACAAGCAUUUUCGAACGGUGAAGCAGGCUUGAAAGGUCAGCUCAAAGARGACUUUUAUGGAAUGCUUGCAAAACACAAAGCCGAGCUAGAACAGAGCUAUGCUAAGUCAAAAGCUCAACUCGAAGAAAGCUUUUUCCGAGAAAAAGCCGAACUUCAGCGAAGUUCGUUAGUCGAGUCGAGCGAAGUUCGGGAUAGCUAUACGCGAGAAAAAGCCGAGCUCGAAGAAAGUUAUAAGAAAAAGAUAAAAGCACUCCAAGAUAAUUUUGCUAAGGAGAAAGGGGAAAUAGAAAAUGAWCAAUUGAAGGAAAAAGACAAAAUUCGCGCUGAACUYGAAGCCGAGUUUUCUUUCCGUAUGAAAACCGAUCAUGAAGAUCUGGAAGAAACUGUWAAACACUUACAAGGUGAAAUAAACUAUCUUAAAGAACAAAAGAAAGAACUCGAAACAAAAGUACAGAGUCUCGAAUUAAAGACACUUGGGCGCGAAUCACUUGAUGUCAAAGUUGCGCGAGAGAAGAUUUCCGAUCUCGAACGUAAACUUGAAUCGCUGUCGAAAGAAAAAUCGAAUCUCUUAAAAGAGAACAACGAAUAUAAAAUAAAAGUCGAUGAAAUGGAAAAAGAAAAUCAAGAAUUAACUGAGAGUGCCCUGGAGAAGCAGAAAAAGCUUGCWGCCAUGGAUGAGGUUCUGAUUGRAAAAGAAAUGGAAAUCAACGAACAAAGUGGUAGAAUAAGCGAGCUUGAGACGGUUAUUAGUGAAUUGCGGGAAACCAACAAUGACUUGGAAGAAAAAUUUAACAUCGAAAMGUCUGAGAAAGACCAACUUAAAGAAAAGCUCGAGGAAAGAGAACGAACAGUUUCUGGGUUGGCGUCAACUGAGACAGAGCUCUCGAGUAUUAUGUUAAAAAACCAAGAGAUUGAGACCUUACUGCGCACGCGUGACUCAGAAAAUGAGGAGCURCAAAAAAGACUCGAGGAUCAAAACAUGGARCUCGAGGCCGAGCUCGACGACUUGCAGAAAGAAUUAAAAUUGGAGAUUGUUAAAAGCCAAGGUUACGAGACUUUGCUUGAUGUAAAGGAAAACGAACACCGUGAUUUGGAAGAGCGAUUGAAAGAAAAAUCGGCCGAAAAYGCUGAGUUAGAAGAGCAAGUKAAACAGUURACUGAAACUGUGGCGCGUUUACAAGACAUUGAGAUCAAUGAACUGACACAGAAACUGCAAGAACAWAUMUCWYUAAAUGAUAGUCGUGAAUUGCAGCUACAAGAACUUGAAGAAAACUURUURGAGAAGACAAAAAAYAGCACRGAGCUAGARUCRAUCGUCGCRACCCAGAAAGAAGACCUCGAAGCUUUACAAAAUCAAACCAUACAUGCCCUUCAAGAAGAAAGCGAAAAUAGACGAAUGCGCUGUAUGGAACUUGAAGAGGAAGUUAGUCAGCUGACCAUGAAGAUUGCAGACAUUCAAAAUGUUCUUGUGCCUCAGCUUGAAGUCGAGGUUGAACAGAAGACGAAUAAAAUCAUUGCUUUAGAGGACCAGAUGCAAGAGAUGGUCGACAAACUGGAAAUGUUUGAAAACGAAAAGAUAAGCGAACUGAGUUCAAUACUUCAAGAAAAAGAGUCUCAAAAUGUACAACUAGAGCUAGAUCUAGAAAAUAUUAAAUUAGAAAUGGAGAAUAAUCAAAAACUUCGACUUAAAGAGCUGGAAAACAAGUUUGCAACCAAAGUGGCCCACAAUGAAGAACUCCAAAAGGAAGUCGAAGAACUUAUCAAGAGACUUACAGACGUCGAGAACAACCAAGUCCGCGAACUGAGGAUCUGGGUACGAGAAAAGGAGGACCAUAAUGCACAGCUUCAGCAGCAAGUGACACAGCUGACCAAGCAGCUCGCAGGCAUGGAGGAUAUUCGACGGAGCAAACUAGAAGUUGAAAAGACCAAAAGYGAGCUUAUUUCUCUGGAAAGACGACUCGACGACGUCAACCACAAGAAACUUUUCUUAGAAAAACAAAUGCAGGAAAAGAACGCAGAAUCGAAAGAGCUGUACGAAGAAGUUUGUGYAUUGAAAGAUAAAAUCGAUAAAAUCGAAACAUCAUAUCGCCGAGAGAUCGACAUUGAAAAACAGAAGGUCAUGAUGGCCACUACGGAGCUAGAAACCUGCAGGUCGAAGCAUCAACGAGAUAUCUCCGAGUUACGAGACCAACUACAUCGUGCUAACAUAGCAAGUGACCGAGAUCAGGCGCUWAGGGAGAAGGUUUUCAAUGAAGCAAAGGCUGAAGUUAUAUCRUUGAAUAAAAAGCUUGAGGAGAAAACACGCCGAGUCCGUGAACUAGAGCAGGCCAGUCAACUGUGGGAAAAGCGAAUCACCGACCUUGAAACACAGAAAAUGGCGAUGGCKAUGAAAGUACAAGAAGCACGUGACUCGUUAGACGAACAUGUAGCAAGACUAAGCAAACAGCUCCAGCACUCUGAGAUGAGAAACACACGCUCUGACACUCUGGUACAGGAAUUAUACAUAGAAAAUGCUAAGCUUACGAAAGCGCUWCAGCAGACAGAAGCGAAUGAGAAGAAGGCAGAGAAGAAUUUGAGGCAAUUAAUGGAGCAGAAACGUGCUUUGCAGCGAGUCAUAUCGAAACUUUGCGGCGCGAACGCCAUCGCGUAAAAACAACUCGUUAUCUUGACAUGCUAAAAAACAUAAACUACAUACAUUCCGCUCACGGAAAAACACUUUUAGGAUUUUAUAUAAAAGAACUAGGUAAUUUUAAAGUUGAUCGCCAACAUGUGUGCGUUGUUUUUGUUACAAAACAUACUAAGAUAGCAAUUUCCCUUUCAAUAUUCAUUUUCAUUUCAAUUUCCCUUUCACUUCUCAUUUUUCGUUCAUUCAUUCAUUUCACAGUUGUUUCUAUUUGUAAUGUUUGGAAGCAUGUCAAGUUACUUAUAGUACAAUAUAUUUAUCUUGAAAUUAGUUAGCGACUUAAGAUAUAUUUAUGGAUAGUCUCAUUUGAAACUCGCUUUCCAUGCACACGGUUAGAAAUCAUUUUACUUCUUCAUGAAGGAGUAUAUCUUUCAAAGACAAUCUCAGGCCGUUGUGUAUAUAAUUCGGCCUUGUCUAUCUACAUUCAAUUCCCAUUUGCAACUCGUCAUUCGCAAAGGGUUAAAAUAUAAGUUGAUUUGUUCGCGUUUUACUAUCAAUCAUUCUCACAUUUUGAUAGGCCUCAAUGAAUUCCUUGUAAAAUAUUAUGAUUAUUGUACAAUUUGCUACAGAAAAAUUCUAUUUUGUAUUUUUCUACCCCUUUUAUCGUCCUUAGAAUUUUAUCUCGUUUAUACAGGUUACAAUUGUAAAUAUCACUACAAAUAUAUUAUAUCGAAAAAUUCAAUUAAUGGAGGAAAAUAAGGACAUUUUGCACUGCAUAUAAGACYGAGGCUGCGUGUGCACGUAUCCGCCUGUUAUCCUUCAUGAUUUUGCAAGGUUUCUUGUGAUUGGAGGAAUAAAACAAUGCUCAUUGUUUCCUYGUUCUUAAAUYCWAUUGUUUYCUUUUGUUCAACAAAUAGCUAGUCAACCAAUCGGAUAAGAUCUUGCAAAACCGCGAAGGGAUACCCGUAUUCGGGCAUUAUUUUUAAUCGUAUUGUAUGCCUUAACGAAAACGGUUGUUUCCGAAACGAAAAAAUUGUGCAGUUUCGGAAAUAUGCGGAUAUCUGUAAACGCAGCCUGAGGAAAGCUAUACAAUUUUCAAUAAUGUUAUAAAUGUAGGUGUUUUUCAACAUAGAAUGCCUAAGUUCCUAUUUCUGGUCAAAUCAAAUAUUCCUAACAACUAAUUAAAUUCUCUCGAGUCUUUGCGUUUUGUUCGGCCAUACUGCUGUGAACUUCCACUAAAGCAAACAGCACUAGUUUGGUUUAUAGAUACACUUUUUGUUUACGUUAUACCGUGCAAUUAAUCGUUAAGAUAUAUAUACAAAUAGUAUUAAAGUUUUUUAUCAGUUGUA